GGAGAAUGUCUACAACAACAACAUCAUUACAAGCUUCAGAAAAUUCCCAAGCAAUUCCCCCUCAUUUCUCGACAGAAGCUAUAGACACUAAACCUCCCCCUUCAUUUCUUUUAAUUGACCAAAAGCCUAGAGAAGAUUUAUUAUUAUCCCAACAACAACAACAAACUUCUAAUUUUAUCGAAAAUAAAUUUCAAGAUUCUAAAAAUGUUACGGCUACAAGAAAUGCUUUAUUUGGUGUUGAACAGAGUCCAAAUAAUAAUUUUUUAAUUAACAAUUCCCCUUCUUGUUCAUUAUCUUCUGCAACAACAACCUAUUAUUCAAAUGGGAGUAAUGGAUAUAACACAAACUUUUAUAAUUCAACAACACAUUUUGGACAUUCACAAUUAGCUGAAUUAUAUCAACAACAACAACAACCACAUUUUCUCUAUACAAGUCAACCAGCUAGUUCUCCUGAAGGUUUUCCAAAUGACCGGCCACCUUCAAGUGGUUCUGGCAGAGAAAGUGCCCAAGGUCCAUGUACACGUAUUAUUGAAGGCAGCGAAGUACAUAUUAACGCAAAGGGGAAAAAGACAAGAAAACCUCGAACAAUUUAUUCUUCACAACAAUUACAGGCACUUAAUGAAGCAUUUAAACAGCAUCAAUACCUAGCAUUACCACAAAGAGCAGAACUGGCAGAAAUGCUGAUGUUAUCACAAACACAGGUAAAAAUUUGGUUCCAGAACCGGAGGAGUAAAAGCAAAAAACAGCGUCAUUACGGACACAACAACAGCAACACCAACAGUAUAUGUAAUGGACAACAGAAUUCAACAGAAAUGAGAUUAACAGAAGAAGAAGAAGAAGAAAAUGAUGAAUUAAGUGAAACAAAAACUUUAAUUGAGGGAAGAGGGGGAGGAGGGGGAGGAAAUGACUCCUCAACAUUAUUAAUUAAUUCAACAACAACCCCAUGUCAAUCAUUACCAGGAACUUCUUCUUCUUGUACUCCCCAACAAAUAAAAAAUAAAGAAAUAACAGAAGAAAUAACAAAAAUAAUAAAUGAACAACAACAAAAACAACAACAACAAACAAAUAAACAACAACAACAAUUUAAUAAUUUACCUCAAGAUUCUUUAAUAAAUCAAAAUAAUUGUUGGGAUAAUAAUUCUGUUGCUAAUUUGGGGUUAACAACUGCUGGAAUGAAUGCUGCUUCUAUGCAUGGUUAUAUGCCACCACCUUUCCAUUACCCUCCAACAAUCCCCAACAACAACAACAACAAUUUAAUAGAUCCAUCCCCUUCAAUUGCAGAUUUUCCCCUCCCUGGGAACUUCCCCGCAGCAAUGUCAUAUUUCCAAACCUCUCUAAAUAUCGACCAACAAACUUCAAAAUUAGACCAAUCAACAGCUACGGCAAUUUCUUUAUAUCCUUAUGAUCAUUCUAUAGCUGCUAAUUAUUGCCCUGCAACACUUUAUGCAACACAACAAUUUUUUGCUUCUAACAAUUCUAACCCUUAUUCUCAUAUUGGAAAUAGCCAACAUUUUCAUUAA
Molecule: messenger RNA, 1520 nt
Organism: Meloidogyne enterolobii
Lineage: Eukaryota; Metazoa; Nematoda; Chromadorea; Rhabditida; Meloidogynidae
Source: the annotation of a GenBank genome assembly